Neopelma chrysocephalum (saffron-crested tyrant-manakin) is the source of this 1189-nucleotide messenger RNA. It is a transcript of the gene CDK5RAP3, whose product is annotated as CDK5 regulatory subunit associated protein 3. Lineage: Eukaryota; Metazoa; Chordata; Aves; Passeriformes; Pipridae. The annotation marks the transcript as partial. Gene Ontology annotation, biological process: regulation of cyclin-dependent protein serine/threonine kinase activity; regulation of mitotic cell cycle. Gene Ontology annotation, cellular component: endomembrane system. The transcript has 10 exons. The record is from RefSeq and is a predicted model, not a curated record.
AGCAAACAGGAACAGGAACUGGGAGCAGCCAAUCGCGACGCCGGCACGUGGCGCUGCCGCCGGGGUACCGCCUUCUGAUUGGUGGGGAGGCGGGCUCUUUGGAAAGAACGCGUUUUGAUUGGCUGAGGGGCGGGCGCCGAGGCAGGGGAUUGGCUGGGGCGGGGCAAGGCGGAAGUGGCGCUGAUGGCGACAUGGAGGUCCCUCCCCAGGACUACCGGAACGUGCCCAUCGACAUCCAGACCGGCAAACUCCUGGACUGGCUCGUGGACAGGCGCCACUGCAGCCUGAGGUGGCAGAGCCAAGUGCAGCUCAUCCGGCAGCGGAUCGACGGGGCCAUCCAGGACAUGCCGGAGAACCAGGAGAUCAAACAGCUCCUGGAGGGAUCCUACCUGCACUACUUCCACUGCCUGAGGAUCGUGGAGAUCCUCAAGGGCACCGAGGCCUCCACCAAGAACCUCUUUGGCCGUUACUCAUCCCAGAGGAUGAAGGACUGGCAGGAGAUCGUGGCCCUCUAUGAGAAGGAGAACACCUACCUGGCCGAGCUCUCCAGCCUCCUGGUCCGCAGCAUCAGCUACGAGAUCCCGUCCCUGCGGAGGCAGCUUGGGAGGUGCCAACAGGCCCAGCAGGACUUUUCCCGGCGGGAAGAGGAGUGUCAGGUGGGAGCAGCCGAGCUCAGGGAACGGUUCCUGGCCUCCUGCAAACAGUAUGGGAUCACUGGUGACAACGUGAGGCAGGAGCUGCUGGCCCUGGUGCAGGACCUGCCCUCGCUGCUGUCCCGGGUUGGGGACACUGUGAGGGACCUGGGGGAGGCCAUCGAGCUCUACCAGGCCUGCGUGGGCUUCGUGUGUGACAGCCCGUCGGAGGCGGUGGUGCCCCUGCUGAGGCACGUGUGUGCCCGGGGGAACAGCACGGUGCAGGAGUGGAGGACGGGCCGGGAGCCGCGGCGGGUGGAGCGACCGGAGCUGCGGGAGGAGGAGCCGGAGCCGCCCCGGGAGGACACGAUCGACUGGGGGGAUUUCCCGCUGGAUUCCCCCCCGGGAGGGGAUGGAGGAGCUGCCGAGGGGGGCGAGGAGAUCGACUGGGGGAUCACGGUGGAGCCCGGUCCUCAGGUGUGUGACACCCCCCUCCCCACUGGGAUUGCCCUGCUCCGGGGGCCUGGGGGUGUCCUGGGCCCCCUCCAUGUCACCAA